Messenger RNA from Nyctereutes procyonoides (raccoon dog), 2855 nucleotides. Its product is annotated as galanin receptor type 1. Gene Ontology annotation, biological process: negative regulation of adenylate cyclase activity; positive regulation of cytosolic calcium ion concentration; G protein-coupled receptor signaling pathway. The coding region runs from base 428 to 1483 and encodes 351 amino acids. The transcript has 4 exons. Gene Ontology annotation, molecular function: galanin receptor activity. NCBI's taxonomy places the organism in Eukaryota, Metazoa, Chordata, Mammalia, Carnivora, Canidae. The record is from RefSeq and is a predicted model, not a curated record. Gene Ontology annotation, cellular component: membrane.
CGCGCGCUGCGACUUCCGGGGGGACGCGGGAGGCCCCGAGGGGCGCGGAUUUCAGCGGGCUGUGUCUUCGACGUCUCAGUUGCUACGGAGAGGCCCCGAGCCCCCCCUCUGCCGGCCCUCAGCCCUCGGGAAAGCGCCGGGAAGGCGCUCGCGCUGUCGACCACUCGGAAUCCCUACAAAAACUGGGGAGGGGGCCCAGGCGCCCCGGGCAGCCCUCUCCACGAACUGCGCCGCGCGGUGCAGCGCCCCGCCUGUGCCCCGGGAGCGGCGCGGGAAGGGGGAGGCUCAGAGCAACAGGUGCCGCCCGAAGCCACUCCCGGAACCAGGGGACGGCCGGCAGGGACCCGAACCGGGGCCAGGACCCCGCGUCCUCGGAGCCUUCUUCCACGGCGGGCACCGUCGCCAGCGCGCCCGGGCCGUUUGGGGCAUGGAGCUGGCCGCCGGCAACCUCAGCGAGGGGAAUGCGAGCGGGCCCGAGCCCCCAGCCCCGGAGCCCAGGCCGCUCUUCGGCAUAGGCAUCGGCGUCGAGAACUUCAUCACUCUGGUGCUGUUUGGCCUGAUCUUCGCGUUCGGGGUGCUGGGCAACAGUCUGGUGAUCACGGUGCUGGCGCGCAGCAAGCCGGGCAAGCCGCGCAGCACCACCAACCUGUUCAUCCUCAACCUGAGCAUCGCCGACCUGGCCUACCUGCUCUUCUGCAUCCCCUUCCAGGCCACGGUGUACGCGCUGCCCACCUGGGUGCUGGGCGCCUUCAUCUGCAGGUUCAUCCACUACUUCUUCACUGUCUCCAUGCUGGUCAGCAUCUUCACCCUGGCCGCGAUGUCGGUGGACCGCUACGUGGCCAUCGUGCACUCCCGGCGCUCCUCCUCCCUGCGGGUGUCCCGCAACGCGCUACUGGGCGUGGGCUUCAUCUGGGCGCUGUCCAUCGCCAUGGCCUCCCCGGUGGCCUACCACCGCCGCCUCUUCCACUGGGAAGUCCGAAACCAGACCUUCUGCUGGGAAGAGUGGCCCAACCAGGGACACAAGAAGGCCUACGUGGUGUGCACCUUUGUCUUCGGCUACCUGUUGCCGCUUCUGCUCAUAUGCUUCUGCUAUGCCAAGGUGCUUAACCAUUUGCAUAAAAAGUUGAAGAACAUGUCGAAGAAGUCCGAAGCAUCAAAGAAAAAGACUGCACAGACAGUUCUGGUGGUGGUUGUGGUUUUUGGGAUAUCCUGGCUGCCGCACCACGUCAUCAAUCUCUGGGCUGAGUUUGGGGUUUUUCCGCUGACCCCCGCCUCCUUCCUCUUCAGAAUCGCUGCCCACUGCCUGGCGUACAGUAAUUCCUCGGUGAAUCCCAUCAUAUAUGCUUUUCUCUCCGAGAAUUUUAGGAAGGCUUAUAAGCAAGUGUUCAAGUGCCGCACUCACAGUGAAUCGCCUCUUAAUGAUACUAAAGAGAACAGAAGUCGAGUAGACACCCCGCCAUCCACCAACUGCACUCACGUGUGAGAAAAGCAAUAGCGCUCUUGGGGAGUUUCAAUAUGUGUGCACCAGACACAAAGCUGUAGGGGAGGGCUUGAGCAAGGCUGCAACUUCUUAUGCUCACCACCAUUCAUGUCAUUCCCAUUAAAUUACACUUGGUUUUUAAAAAAGUGCUUUGAUCUGUUUGGGAAAUCUCUAGGUCUAGUAAAGAUUAUUUCUAAAUUUUAUUUCGAAAACAAAAGGAGAUGCUAUGUAGUUUCAUACUUCUACAGAAAUGAAAGUUUAGUAGAGUUCCCUAGAUAUGAUCAGUUCUUCACAGAAUGAGGACUAAGGACCUAUAUAUUGUUGGGAAUAUUGGCAAUCUACAUUUUGAAGCAACUUUAUUUAGAAAAUACAGCUACAUGUUGAUUCUUCAAUUUUAAGAAAAGAGGUGAUAUUGUAAGGUGUGUGUUUUAGAAUGUGAUCACGGACACGUGAUGAAAGUUUUACCUGAAUUUAAUUUUUGUGGCUGUUUGUAGAGAGACACAUCUAUUAAGUGGAAGUAAGACUUGCCAAGCUUAUUUGCACAGGCUGCAUUUGCUGCCAACUGUAAAUAGGGAGCAGGGUUUCUGGGGAUGAGCUGCUCCCGCCUGUGGUCUUGAGGUCCCUUAAGUAUCUUCAGACAUCAGCAGCUGUGUAGCAGUGACUCGGCGUGGCAGCCGUGGGUGCCGUCCUUACAACUAUCCUGUGACGUAGGCUUUGUAGAAUUAACCGGAAAAAAAAAUCAGGGAAAAAAAUGCCAAAUACAACUAUUCUGAUAGUAGAAGCUUCAAGUGAGAUUCGAGAAGGAAACUGGUCAUUACAAUUUUACAAAUCUACUUGCCUGGGGUAUUAGCUGUGCCUCGAAUGGAACUGAGCCAAAAGAUAGUUAAAAAAUAAAUCAGUGAGGACACUGUGUAAAUAACGAUUUCUAUGGGGCCAGAGAGAAGUCAGAAUUCAGUGAGCCAUGUGUGGCAAUGGGUGUGUCACGUGCAGAAACCAUACUCAACGUCUGAUUCAGAAAACGUUUGAAGAAAAGGAAUCUUCUGAACAGGUAUACCCAGGGAUAUAUGUUGUACAAACAAAUGCUUUUUUCAUUAAGUUUGUAGUAAUGUUAAAUGCACAUUUACCCAAAAUAUUACUUCCUCUGGAAAUGUCACUUUGAGGUUAAAAUGAUCACAAGCUGAAUUUCAGAUGUGGGUUUCACAACAAUUUCAUAUUUAUUCAUGUUUACAAUGAAAAAAAAAGGGAUGAAAAGAUUAAAUUAUCUUAGGACAGUAGUUUUCAGACUACAGGACUUUGAUAUAUUUUAGAAUACAAAAACAAGACUUUUUAAAAACAGGAUUAGCAUAAUGUACACCUGUGUCAAAUCAAAAUUCCA